Xyrichtys novacula (pearly razorfish) is the source of this 767-nucleotide messenger RNA. NCBI's taxonomy places the organism in Eukaryota, Metazoa, Chordata, Actinopteri, Labriformes, Labridae. The record is from the annotation of a GenBank genome assembly.
AUGGAUAGAAGAUUUCCUUUUUAUUACCUGAGUGCUAUUCAGCUGCAGCAACCUCAGCUUCAGUUCUCAGACAGUUACAUCAUUCAGCGUCUAAGAGACACCCUUAAUUCCACCAUUAAUGACGUGAAACUUCUGAAAGAGCAAAAUAAAGCACUGAAGAACCAACAGAAAGAAACCGGGCCGGAUGUGACUCUAAGAGGAGCUUAAGGUAAAGGAUGAUCUCCUUGUUAAAGCUUCUCUAAAAGAGCAGGAGAUAAAUAUGGACAUAGGUCUAUGCAAUCACCUUGGACCUGCUGGCCCGAAAAGAGGAGGAGGUAAAACACCUGAAAGAGGAGCUGCAGCUCAAAGACGGGCUCCUGGAAAGUGCUGUAAAGAAGGAGCAGAGAAAAACCAAGACUUGUGAGGAUGCACUAGCCCAAAAAGAGGUGGAGAUAAAGAGUCUCAGAAAUAACCUCAGAAGGGAGCUAGAUCUCAAAGAAGAACUUGGGGGUGAGAUAAAGGAGAGGGAUGAAAACCAACUGGCCACUGAAAAGUUGAAGGUGACCAGGCUCCAAGAGAAGUUGGAGUCAAUGAUUGAGCUCCUGAGCAGGGCCGUCAAACAAAGACCGAAAAGAACCACGGCCUAUCUAGACACUAUGGACCUGCCUAACCGAAAGGAGAUGGAGCUGAAGAAGACUGAGUACUGGAGGAGCAAGUGCACCGAGCUGCAGAAAAGUCCUAAUGACCAGACCAGCCAGCUGCAGGUACUUCAGAGCUCGGAUAUAUGA